Quercus robur (English oak) is the source of this 1124-nucleotide messenger RNA. RefSeq lists its product as uncharacterized. The coding region runs from base 278 to 805 and encodes 175 amino acids. NCBI's taxonomy places the organism in Eukaryota, Viridiplantae, Streptophyta, Magnoliopsida, Fagales, Fagaceae. The transcript is spliced from 7 exons. The record is from RefSeq and is a predicted model, not a curated record.
UUAGCAUUCUUUCCGAUUUGCCGACCUUUUCUUUUCUCUACUCAACUGUGUGAGUGGCUAUGCACGAGUAGUGACCAUUUUUGGAAGAAAAAGACACUCACCAGCUCUCUCCCUUGUAUCCAGCUUCCAAGUAUCCCGCCGGUGGUGACCAUUUUUGCAAGAAAAAGACUCCUUCUUUCGGUGAAGCAAGGUUGGGGGGGGGGGGGUUUCAACUGACCCAGUCUUAAUUUCAUUGAUCUCUGAGUUUUGGUAGUGGAAGGAUAACAAGAAAGCAAAAAUGGAUGUCGAUUCACAGCCAACUAUGGAGGAAACUAUUCUGGUUGGUGAUGAUCUAAUGAUGGGGCCACCGUCACCCCUCAUUCCACCAGAAAUUGCCUCCCAUGUGCUUGAAGGAGUUGAUUUAUGUGAUGGGAUUUUGCGGAAUCUAUUUUUGUGCUUGCAAAUCAAUGAUAUUGAGCCUUUCUGUCAAGAUGAGAUUGCCGUGUAUCGACAAUGCGCUGAAAAAAGGGAUAAGGAACUAAGACAACGACUUCAAGAUAGUGAGCACAAGUUGGGGUUAUCAAUGCCUUUAGAUGAAGCAAAGGAAAGAGCUGCUCAGCUUGAAUCAGAAGUUACAUCAUUGGAGAGGCGCUUGAUUCUUGCUAGUGGAAUUGAAGGCAUGGAAGGAUUUCGCCAGAGAUGGAGCUUGCAUGGUCGCCUCACAGAUACCAAGAGAAGGCUGGAGUCUUUGAAACAGGGAAUGGAGAAUAAAAUUAAAGAUGAGCCUGUUGGAGGUUCAACUGCUAAAAGAUGGUCUUUUUGGUGAAGAUUCAAGAGGCAUAUCUUUCACAUGAUUCUGGGUGGACUUACUCUGCAGCCUUGAACAACAGUAUACACAAGCUCUUAGUAAGUUGAAUGUGUUUAGAGUAAGAGUUCUGUUUUUUUAUUUUUUGUCAUAAUAAGCUAUCUUUUCAAAGCUAUUGAAUUCCUUUUAUAUCAUUCAAGUCAGUCAUGUACUCUUGCUUUAUUGCUAAUUAAUGUAUGUGAAAAGAGUUUGUCCUCAAAAGGCACGAUGGAAAUGUGAAUAGCCAACGUAGAUUAACAAUUUUUUGCUGAAGACAAUGGAGAUUUCAAUUAUUUCUUCC